Molecule: messenger RNA, 1941 nt
Organism: Coccidioides posadasii C735 delta SOWgp
Lineage: Eukaryota; Fungi; Ascomycota; Eurotiomycetes; Onygenales; Onygenaceae
Source: RefSeq, a predicted model, not a curated record
CUCUUCCCCCCCAGGAUAAACAAGCUGGGAAGCCUUACGAGGUUUACUUCGAGGUAAUUCAGCAAUCACCCUCCGGCAUGGGAGCGGGCUUGCGCUGAUUCGACGAAACUCCCGCUCUCUCCCACCUCCCCCGCCGGGGCUUCGAGCACCCUCCGAGUCCCAAUUUGCGGCUUUUCAUCACCCCCUCCCGGAUCAACCAUGGCUCUAAUCCAGAUGAGGGAGCUGUUGCAGUUCCCCGACAACGGGGACAAUGCAACCGACACCGUUAUCAACGGCAUCCAUUUCAACCGCAGCGCGCUGCACCACUUCAACUACACACUCUAUUCCAACGGAACACUGUCGAACGGAUCGAACUGCUGGCUUGCUUUCCAGAUGUACAAACCGAUCAUGUUUUCCAACGGCACCUUUAUCAACGGUACAUCGUGCUAUUCUCCUAUCGAAGGCGUUGGGACGCGAGGCAGUAUCGGAAUCGCGUUUGCGUCGAUGUUCGCUCUCACCAUCUUAUUCUCGCUGAUCAACCUUCGGAAGCACGGCCGGAGAUACUUGCCUGUAGAUAAGAGAUGGAGCUUGGUAGGGCGGAGAUGGCAAUGGUACUGGAUGCUCUUCGUCGGUGCAUGUGGAACGAUCAGUUGCUUCACGAGCAUCGAUGUCGAUCGGGAUUACCUACAAGGCCUUGCGAUCAUCCUGCAGAGCUUAUUCUAUUAUUUGACGCUUCCAACGGUGUUGGCGGCGGUAUGGGAAAGCGUUCGGCAUUGGGGUUCGUGGCAGGAGCGCCAAAUCCAGGACCGCGAUAAUUUCGCCUUCGCUGCUGAAACGACACGAGAGAAACAGGAAUUUUAUCUCCCGCUGAUAUUCUAUCUCUUUGCGUUUCUGAAUUUCUUCUUAACCAUUCCAAGAUCGUGGACGAAUGUACAGAAGCAGCGGAGCGAAGACCAGCAGGAAAGUUUGGCGAAACCAACCGCAACCGAUGGUCGUUUCAAGUCCGCAAGUAUUCUGGUGGCUGUCUGCUUGUUCCUCAUCUGCUACAGCCUUGGCCACAGCCUAUACAGGUAUAAACACCGUCCACAGGGACGCGUAUGGGUCGCCUUCUACCUAACCAUCAUACCGUUCAAAUUCAUCAUUACGAUCCUUCUUGCUGGGGCACGAAUUGGGUUCGGUAUUGCAUCAGCCUUCAAUUGGACUAUAUCACCCUUGAAAUAUAACGGUGAACCAGGAUGGCUGUAUGGACUCGGCUAUACUCCUGUUCUGCUUAUUCUAAUAAUCUUGAACAUCUACGGCUAUCUCGAUCGUAACGAGGAUAAGGAGCUUAUCCGUCAGCGCGUUGAACGUGGUCGUAUUGCAGAUAACGAACUAGGGAUUGACCGGAAGAACAGGAAGCCGCACUGGUGGCACCGAUCGAGGACCGACUAUACACCUAGUACUCUCGGUCUGGAUGCAGAUGAAAGAUUGCGGACUCUUGUUGCGGAAGUGGGCGGUGGCACGGCGACGAAGAAAAACCUUCAGAAGAUGGUUGAAAUGGGCGUCCUCAAUCCUACCAAGUAUAGAGACGAUGAUCCGCCUGAAGAACUCCCGGCAGAGGAGCCUUCCGCGGAAUUUGAAUGGCCACGAAAAGACAGAUUUGUUGUUAUGGAUGAAGAGGAAAACAAGCCGGAAGCCUCACAGGGUAACAGUAUACCACCAGGCCCGAAACCUGAAGCUUCGCCUACACUAAGCCGUGCGAACAGUCAUAACACGGCAUUUUCUGGAGAAACACUUACGUCUCAAGCCAAAGCCCAUAGAGUCAGAAGCAUGUUAGAUAUCUGAAAACGAGAAUGUGGUUGGUAUUUGUGAUGAUCUCGAUGUGUAUAUAGUUUUUAUUUUCUUGGGUUUCUUUUUAGCUGAUACUCCGGAGCAAAAAGGCGUGUAGGUAGAAACAAUAUGACUUCAUGAUUUGACGCUAUA